UGUGAAUGGUCCGGCAGUCUUCUGGGACCUGUCAUGUGUCUGCAGUCUCUGGUCAUCUCCUGUACCGUGUCCGCAGUCCCUGGUCAUCCCCUGUACCGUGUCCACAGUCUCUGGUCAUCACCUGUACCGUGUCCGCAGUCUCUGGCCAUCUCCUGUACCGUGUCCGCAGUCUCUGGUCAUCCCCUGUACCGUGUCCGCAGUCUCUGGUCAUCCCCUGUACCGUGUCCGCAGUCUCUGGUCAUCCCCUGUACCGUGUCCGCAGUCUCUGGUCAUCCCCUGUACCGUGUCCACAGUCUCCGGUCAUCUCCUGUACCGUGUCCACAGUCUCCGGUCAUCUCCUGUACCGUGUCCGCAGUCUCUGGCCAUCUCCUGUACGGUGUCUGCAGUCUCUGGUCAUCUCCUGUACUCUGUCCGCAAUCUCUGGUCAUCUCCUGUAGUAUGUCCGCAGUCUCCGGUCAUCUCCUGUACUAUGUCUGCAGUCUCUGGUCAUCUCCUGCACUUGUCCACAGUCUCUGUUCAUCUCCUGUACUAUGUCCACAGUCUCUGGUCAUUUCCUGCACUAUGUCUGCAGUC
This is a messenger RNA of Staurois parvus, 573 nucleotides long. NCBI's taxonomy places the organism in Eukaryota, Metazoa, Chordata, Amphibia, Anura, Ranidae. The record is from the annotation of a GenBank genome assembly.